Xyrauchen texanus (razorback sucker) is the source of this 612-nucleotide messenger RNA. RefSeq lists its product as uncharacterized. The record is from RefSeq and is a predicted model, not a curated record. NCBI's taxonomy places the organism in Eukaryota, Metazoa, Chordata, Actinopteri, Cypriniformes, Catostomidae. The coding region runs from base 142 to 483 and encodes 113 amino acids. The transcript is spliced from 3 exons.
GCUGACUCGUGACAUUCAGCCGCUGGCCUUGAAAUGCUCUGGAGGUUAUUUCUAUUUUGCACUCUUGCUGUUAAUUGGAGAUUUUAUUAGAGAUCAAGGGACCAAGCAUUUAAUGUGUCAACUAACAUCUGACAUUUGGUGAUGGAAGAUGCUGGCUUUGAGUUUGAAGGUGAGGAACUCUGGCACAUGGGUCCUGCAGACUACAGAGUGAGGCGACGCUUACCAGAGUUUGCAGCAGACUGGACCCUUGCCAGCGAUCUGCCCUCUCAAGUACAACAUCACUCCAACACUUGCUUCUACAAUAUUCCUCGCUGUAUUGCAGGAGAAAAUGAUCCAUCAGAAUCCAUUGAGGUGGAGAAGCAGGAAGACCCUCGAGAGGUUGAAACAGCAGUGCUGGUGGCCGGGAUUGUUGUGGGGUUUCUGGGACUGGUGGCUGGAAUUGUUUUUAUCGUAAUGAGUAAGAUGGAGCCACCAGCUGUAUGACCAUUCGCAACUGACCUCUGCGGCUUCAUUCUGUAUGAGAAACUGCUUAUCCUGUUAUAAAUACUGUUGAAUACUGCUUUUGGUCCUCAGAGUAAAUGAUGUAAUACACAUCAGUCCAAUAAAUGUAGG